AUGCCAACACAACCCAAAGUCUUCCUCAUCACCGGCUGCUCUUCCGGCCUGGGCUACUCCCUCGCCAAGGCAGCCAUCGCAGCCGGCCACAAAGUCAUAGCCACCUCACGCAACCCAUCCAAGACGCCAGAAAAGGUAGCCGAGAUCACCUCCUUGGGCGGACUCUGGGCCGCAUUGGACGUGUCCUCUCCAUCUUUGGAGACCCAGUUUCAAGAGACUAUACUCCCGCUAGCCAAAGGCAAGAUCGAUGCCGUCAUAAACAACGCUGCCAUCGGCCUCACGGGCGUCGUGGAGGACAUUGAAAUAGACGCCGCGAGGGGCGUCUUCGAGACAAAUGUCUGGGGCAUAAUCAGACUCAGCAAGCUCCUCGUCCCGCUGAUGAGGGCCCAGGGCGGCGGCAGCAUCGUCAACAUCUCCAGUACGACAGGUGUUCUCCCCAUCCCCAACGUAUCGGUAUACUCAGCAACAAAGGCGGCGGUGGACGCCUUCACCCUCGCCCUGGCAGCGGAGGUCGCCCCUUUCAACAUCCGCGUCCUCAUCACUACGCCUGCCGGGAUCCGCACGCCGUUUGCGGACAACUCUGCGGCCCAUAGCAGUUCAUCGCUGAGAUCCGAAUACAGGGGAACCGAGGUGGAGGCCAUGGUGAAAAUGGUAGAGGACCCGGCGGCGUUCAAGAUCGACCCAGAUCGUAUGUCAGAGGUAGUCGUGCACGCUGUUGAUGGCACGGGCCCAUUCGAGGGCAAGCCAAAGGAUUUCAUCAGGGUUCCGUUUGGUGAUGAUGCACUGCGUAUGAUCAAGGUGCGGGUUGACGAGCUGAACGCAGCGAUGGAGAACUUCUCGGGUAUGGCCCAGGGCGUCGAUGUCUUAAAUUGA
Diaporthe batatas is the source of this 873-nucleotide messenger RNA. RefSeq lists its product as uncharacterized. The coding region runs from base 1 to 873 and encodes 290 amino acids. The record is from RefSeq and is a predicted model, not a curated record. Lineage: Eukaryota; Fungi; Ascomycota; Sordariomycetes; Diaporthales; Diaporthaceae. Gene Ontology annotation, molecular function: oxidoreductase activity. The transcript has a single exon.